GCCUGCAGCAGUAAUCGGACAACUCUCGUUCUCGCUCUUGGAGGCAGUCUCCUGAGAUACCGCGCAGGGCUCCACGGGUUUUCACACUUACCAUGAAAAAGAAAAAAAGUUGUUUAGUAUUUGUAAUUUGCGAGUUGAUGCCGACAAAAAACUGAGACUUUUUUUUUUUGGCUUUUGAGAACUCUUUUUGCCACUUUGAACUGGAGAGACACUUUUUUGCAGAGAAGAUAGCAAGAAAAGAGUGGAUAAAAGAAAGCCAAGGAUUCAUCUUAAUUGUAGUCUAUGGAAAUGCAGGAUCUAGCCAGUCCGCACAGCCGAGUAAGUGGAAGCAGUGAAUCCCCCAAUGGUCCUAAUCUCGACAACUCACAUAUCAAUAACAAUUCCAUGCCACCAAAUGGCACUGAAGGAGAUAACAUCACUAUGCUUACCACAGCAGACUGGUUGCUAAGUUCUAGUUCACAAUCCGCUGCAGUUAAAACAGAGCCAAUGAGCAGCAGCGAAAUCGCCACCUCUGUAGCAGACGGCUCUCUAGACAGCUUCUCAGGAUCAGCUAUUGGAAGUAGUGGCUUCAGCCCAAGACAAACUCACCAGUUCUCUCCACAGAUUUACCCUUCCAACAGACCGUAUCCACACAUUCUUCCAACCCCUUCAUCCCAAAAUAUGGCCGCCUAUGGCCAGACGCAGUAUACCACAGGAAUGCAGCAGGCCGCUGCCUAUGCAGGCUACCCACAACCAGGGCAGCCGUACGGAAUUCCAGCCUAUGGCAUCAAGACAGAGGGCGGGCUCUCGCAGACGCAGUCACCAAGCCAGACCGGCUUCCUGAGCUACAGCUCUGGCUUCUCCACGCCGCAGACGGGACAGGCGCCCUACAGCUACCAGAUGCAAGGAGGCAGUUUUACAACAACAUCAGGAUUGUAUGCUGGAAGCAAUUCCCUCACAAAUUCAACUGGAUUCAAUAGUACACAACAGGACUACCCAUCCUACCCGACCUUUGGCCAGGGUCAGUAUGCGCAGUAUUACAACAGCUCCCCGUACACGUCUCCCUACAUGACGAGCAACAACACCAGCCCCACCACGCCCUCCACCACUGCCACCUACACGCUCCAAGAGCCGCCCACCAGCAUCACCAGCCAGGCCCUGUCCGAGCAGCCCGCAGCAGGCGAGUACAGUACAAUCCACAGUCCAUCAACCCCCAUUAAAGAUUCAGAAUCAGAUCGAUUGCGUCGGGCCUCAGAUGGAAAGUCACGUGGUCGCGGGAGAAGGAACAACAACCCAUCUCCACCACCGGACUCUGACCUUGAGCGCGUGUUCAUCUGGGACUUGGAUGAAACAAUCAUCGUCUUCCAUUCCUUGCUCACAGGGUCUUACGCCAACCGAUUCGGGAGGGAUCCACCGACGUCGGUGUCGUUAGGCCUCAGGAUGGAAGAGAUGAUUUUCAACUUGGCAGACACACAUUUGUUCUUCAACGACUUAGAAGAGUGUGAUCAAGUCCACAUUGACGACGUGUCUUCAGAUGACAACGGCCAGGACUUAAGUACGUAUAAUUUCAGCACGGACGGCUUUCACGCGGCAGCCACCAGUGCCAACCUGUGUCUGGCCACGGGUGUGAGGGGAGGCGUGGACUGGAUGAGAAAGCUGGCCUUCCGCUACAGACGAGUAAAAGAAAUCUACACCACCUACAAAAACAACGUCGGAGGCCUGCUUGGCCCGGCCAAAAGGGAAGCCUGGUUGCAAUUGCGAGCAGAAAUUGAAGCCUUGACGGACUCCUGGUUAACACUGGCACUGAAAGCACUAACAUUAAUCCACUCAAGGUCAAACUGUGUUAACAUCCUAGUGACCACGACACAACUCAUCCCAGCGCUGGCGAAGGUCCUCCUCUACGGCCUGGGAAUAGUGUUUCCAAUUGAAAAUAUUUAUAGUGCAACGAAAAUAGGGAAGGAGAGCUGUUUCGAGAGGGUCAUGCAGAGGUUCGGCAGGAAAGUUGUUUACAUCGUCGUGGGAGACGGAGUGGAAGAGGAACAAGGCUCCAAGAAGCACAACAUGCCCUUCUGGAGGAUCUCCAGUCACUCUGACCUGAUGGCCCUUCACCACGCGCUGGACUUGGAGUACUUGUAGCACUGCAAACCGACCGGAGCGGACCGGACCGGACCUGACAGGCCCGCCUCACCAGACAGCCACGCCUCACGCCUGCAUCUACUGCGACCUUUGCCCUCUGAACCACAUCUCACUCACACACCCCUCAUCAUGCCUUCACACACACCCCUCCACCCGCCGUUGCGUCAGAGGGGAGAGAUGGAGGGGGAGGAGGGGGGGGGACCUCCCACCUCUGGUGCCCCGUGUCUGCGUUCCUCGAAAAAAAUUGAGAUAAAACUUGACUGAAAAAAGGAGAGAGCGAAGAGAGAAAGGGGGCGAAAAGAGAGCCUCUUCUGAGUGACAAGGUGGACGUGUUGACAUAUGGCCACGGUUCGUCUUAACCUCUUUUGCGUAUCGGCGGACAAUGAAUUUAUGGCACUGCAGCUGCUGGUCCCUGCUUUACUGUGAAUCGGCUUUUCUCUCUCUCUCUCUCUCUCUCUCUCUCUCACUAUCCCUGUCUCUAGCUCAUUCACUCUCUCUAUCUCUCUCUCUCUCUCUCUCUCUCUGUCUCUCACUCUCGAAACAAAGCCAUCAAAAUGUUUUACGGCCCCUGUCUGUGCCGGGGCUCAGCGAGGGUUCACACCUGUGUAGAAAUCAGAGCUACCGACGUCUCGGAACUCAGCCAGACUGACCCUCUCCACAGCCGCUGCCGCCACCAUAGCCACUGCGCGGUUUAAUCCUCGACCCACAGCCACCCUUCUUCACCCCUCUUUCUCUCUCUCACUCUCUCUCUUUCUCUCUUCUGACUUUCUCCCCCUCUCUCUCCCUCUUUCUGAUGGUACACAGACAGACAUAAGGCUCCAGUUGCUCAAUCGGCCACCCCCGUUUGCCCACCGCUCGGCCACCGAUGACCCUGGAUGUCCGGCGCUUCUUAUUUAUGAAACCAUCCCCUCUUGAGUGAGUGGUGUUUUUAGUCCCACAAAGGUACCUCUGUGAAAGACUCGUGCCUUUCUGCGUCAACUAAGUACUUUUGAAUUCCACCUCACUGAGAAGUCUAUGGAGGAAGAAACGAAAAGAGGAUUUUCUAGUAAUUUAAGAAAAAAAAAAACUUUAUUUACAUUGCUGAGAUAAUCAUGUACAGAAGAAAUCUUUUUUUUUUGGUGUGUACAUUUGUAAUCACUGGACUAUUCCUUCCUAUAUUCAUUUAGGUACAUGCUGUUGAAAGGUGGCAAUGCUUUUUCAUUGAAGUACAAAAAAAACAGCACACUGGCACUUUGGCUUGUGCGCUAGGGGGCCUCAAAGUGUUGAUUGUUGAUGUGUUUAAGGGUUUUUGUUCAUUAAAACAAAUAUUGUAGAUAAAAAAGGGAUUUUGUGAUAACUUGUUCUGUCAAGACCAAAAGCAUGGAUGUCAAGUGUCAAUGAUUUCAUUCUCAUUUUGUUUUUUGUUUUGUUUCCUUCAGUGCCGUUGUCUCUCCCCUAUAUUUCUUUCUGCCUCUUCUCUCCUCUCUCUUGACAGAGGAAAAGGUCUUGUGUUCUUCUCUAUCUCUCUCUCUCUCUCUCUCUCUGAGACGAGAACAAUGCGGGCUCUCUAGCCCUUUGGGUCAACAUUUCAUGCGGGGUGUGUCUCCACAGAAGUGUUCCAACUGUGAGAGCAGGAGCCUUUUAGACCAGGAGGUUAGCGUUAGCGUUAGCAUACAGCCUCAAAAUUCAAGUCCUGACUGACUCUAGAGCUCAAAACAGAGUGCAAGCGAUGGAUACAAAGCUUGACCUUAACAGGCUCUGAGGCUGUAUGUGUGUGUGUGUGUGUGUGUGUGUGUUUCUGACAUUGCCCCCACCCCCACCCCACCCCCACCACCAUCUUUUGCCUGGAUCUGAACCGUUUAACUCAGGUUAAACUUCAGCCUCCUUCAUGGGCAUAAAACCUUACAUUAGAUUUGACUAUCUUUUUUACUGGCGCAAAAAAAACAGGAACUCUUGUACAGCAAGUGUAAUUUUGUAUGAAGUAGUCUUUUUAUUUUGAUUUUUUUGAAAAGGUAAAAAAUGUGUUUCUGUGUCCACUUUGAAUUGCUGUAGUUGAAAUUCAUUGGAAGUCAUUACGCCUAUUGAUAGUGCUUAGGUUACUGUUGACUGGGGAAUUCAAGGAGAAAAUAUAUAUAUAGGUCUUGGACUUUUACAAAGCCACUACUCCAUACAACGAAAAAAAGGGAACCGAAAAAAAUGACGAAUGGGUUGAGAACAUACAUGUGCUAUCGACUGUGAAUUUCCUCUGCAAGAACCGACGCGAUCUGUUUCUAAUUCUCCUCUCCCCUCACGCGGUUACUGCUGCCGGGCUCUCCCAGGUGACCCCCCCCCCCCCCCCCCCAUCACCCCACCCCCCGCUCAUAGGAACCUUUUUCUCAGCACAUUCACAAUUUCACUCCUCUGAACGAAAACUCUCUCUCUCUUUCUUUCUUUCCCCUGUUCACAGGGACUACAUAUUGCUGCUAGGUCAAGGUAUCAGUAACAGUAGGCCUAAAAAUGUUUUAUAGAUUUACACAGCAUUUUUUUUUUUUAUUUCAAUGUUGCAAUCAUAAUGCAAACUGGAAAUAAUUUACAGUACAUGGGCCUCAUUGGGGAAACACAAAGGUUUGUUGUGUCUGCAAAAAAAUAAGAUGUGUACAGAUGUUUUUGACAUUAUUAUUUGAUUUGUGUUUAAAUUAAUAAAAAAUGAUUUGUGAACUGUUACACAUACA
This is a messenger RNA of Alosa sapidissima (American shad), 4805 nucleotides long. RefSeq names its product EYA transcriptional coactivator and phosphatase 1 (gene eya1). Lineage: Eukaryota; Metazoa; Chordata; Actinopteri; Clupeiformes; Clupeidae. The record is from RefSeq and is a predicted model, not a curated record. Gene Ontology annotation, cellular component: nucleus. Gene Ontology annotation, biological process: negative regulation of extrinsic apoptotic signaling pathway in absence of ligand; positive regulation of DNA repair; multicellular organism development. Gene Ontology annotation, molecular function: protein tyrosine phosphatase activity.